Molecule: messenger RNA, 1282 nt
Organism: Ostrinia nubilalis (European corn borer)
Lineage: Eukaryota; Metazoa; Arthropoda; Insecta; Lepidoptera; Crambidae
Exons: 3
Coding region: 121-1140 (339 amino acids)
Source: RefSeq, a predicted model, not a curated record
CGUCGGACACUUAUCAUUAUCUAAUCUAAUAGAACAGGUAUUGAUUCAAACAGUAAUGGACGAAACCGCAACUGUCACGAAUACUAAUAUUUAUUUACAUGUGGGAAGUGAAAUAUUACAAUGGCAGUGAUACGAAAUCCCACGGACCUUGACAACCCAGUGAGCUACGUUGCGACUGUGGCGUUUUUUUGCGGCGUGUCGUGUGUCGUCCUGAUGCUCAAAUUCCGAGGAUUCCGGGCGUCUAUGAACUUGAGCUCUUGGAGGAAGAAAGACAAUGAAAUAGAUACCUCAGUAUCGCUGACCGGGGCCUAUAGAAUAAACAGAGAUGAUUUCUAUGGCAAUGCCGGAAUAUCCGAACCACCAAAAAAGCUUACUCCAUCCAUGGUGGUACUUCCACCCUCCACUAAGCCGGAGCCCAGUUUAAGGCCCACAAAAAGUACAAGCGAUCUUGUAAAACAGAAUAAUCUACCGGCACAUUUAACUAAAAGCAGCCAUGACGUUUCCCUGGACCCUCGAGGCCGACCGGCGUCUCACCACCAAGAGAAUGCUGCCCCGAUGAGGCCAGAGAGAAAAGUUAAAAACAAAAGUCAAGAUAAGGAACAGAAGAAACUAGAGAAGCAAAGAUUGGCGGAACAGAAGUCUAGAGAGAAGGCAGAGGCGCAGGAAAAAGCGAGAAAGGAUAAAAUUAGGCGGGAGGCAGAAAAGAAGGCAGCGCAGGAACAGGCGAAAGUGAUGAAAGCGGCCAAAAAGAAAGCGCCGGCCGUCCCUCAGCCACAAGUUUCUCAGGCCCCGCCUGUUCCUCACGUGGUAUCGAAUCGAUUAGCUGCGAACGCAGCACCAUCAUACUCCACGAACACGUUAGAAAGUUCUAUCAGCAGAACGAGUGGUCCUCCGCCUUACGCCGAGACCGUUAAUUCUGACAGCCCGAAUACAACGGCAGGGAAUAGCAAUCCGGGAAAUGUGACGUUUAGCAAGCCCAUAGAAAGAGAGACGAACAGUUGGGACUUGAUAUCGCAGCACAGACAGCAGAUGAGCCGGCCGGCCGCCUCCGGCGUGCAAAAAGCCUCUCGAAAGAACAUGGUUCUGGACUUGCAGUACAAAUUAGGUAACGAUAAUAAUAGAGACAAUAGUGACGCGUAGAAUAUACAUUUUUGGGUGAUUUUCUUUGAAAUGAGUGUUUAGUGAGUGUUAAUUUAACUAUUUAAGUUAUGUUAUUUAUAGGUGAACGAUUUAAGACAGUUGUAAAGUAAUUAAUCUUCAAAUAAAUAGUAUGUACAAGUAA